GGCCGCGAGGAUGGAGCAACUGAAGGCGGAGAUCGAGAGAAAACGGCGGCUCCUGGAGGACAGCCGGCCCUCGGGGGAAUCAAAAAAGUUCUUCAAACGUAGUGAACUCGCCAAGAAGGAAGAGGAGGCAUAUUUGGAAAGAUGUGGCUACAAGGUGCAAACAAAACCAAUUGAAGAAAAUGCUGCCUCUUCAAAUCCAGUGCUUGAACUCGAACUUGCAGAAGAGAAGUUACCCAUGACCCUUUCCAGGCAAGAGGUUAUUCGACGGCUACGUGAAAGAGGAGAACCAAUUCGAUUGUUUGGUGAAACAGACUAUGAAGCCUUUCAACGUCUUCGAAAAAUAGAAAUCUUAACUCCUGAAAUUAAUAAGGGUUUGAGAAAUGACUUGAAAGCUGCUAUGGAUAAGAUAGACCAGCAGUAUUUAAACGAAAUUGUCGCUGGUCAGGAACAUGGUGAAGAGGAAGGACAGAAUGACCUGAAAGUUCAUGAAGAAAAUACAACAAUUGAGGAACUGGAGGCCUUGGGUGAAUCCUUGGGUCAGGGUGAUGAUUCUAAAGACAUGGAUACCAUUACCAAAGUUCUAAGGUUUCUUCUUGAUGUUUGGGCAAAAGACCUGAAUGCCAGGGAGGAUUAUUUAAAGUGCAGUGUUCAGGGUAAACUUGCUGGAGCCACCCACAAGCAGACUGAAUCCUACUUGAAACCUCUCUUCAGGAAACUUCGUAAAAAGACUUUGUCUCAGGACAUCAAAGAAUCCAUAACAGAUAUCAUCAAAUUCAUGUUACAAAGAGAAUAUGUUAAGGCAAAUGAUGCUUACCUUCAGAUGGCCAUUGGCAAUGCUCCAUGGCCCAUUGGAGUUACCAUGGUUGGUAUCCACGCCCGUACAGGUCGUGAAAAAAUCUUUUCCAAACACGUAGCACAUGUACUAAAUGAUGAAACACAGCGGAAAUACAUCCAGGGCUUGAAAAGGUUGAUGACCAUCUGCCAAAAGCAUUUUCCAACAGAUCCGUCAAAGUGUGUGGAGUACAAUGCACUUUAACCAGCUAGCUUUUGAAUGGAACCUUUUCUGUAUUAUUCCUGGAUUGAACUGUUAAGAGUCAGACCUAUUGGGAGCUAUAAAGAAGAAUUUGUGGGACUGUGCAAGUAUUUCAAACAUCAAUGAAAUGUUCUUCAGAAAAGCACAAGCAUUAAAGCUGCAUGACCCCACAGUUGUGUUUGUUUAGUAUUAAGUAACUUACAAGCAUCUGCAUCCAAUUGUUUUUAAUUACCCUUCUGGUAAUUCAAACCCAUUUUUUGUUAAUUUAAGUCUCGUCAAUAGAAAUAUGCUCACAGUCUUUGGGAAAAUACUUUGAAUUCAGGAUUGUGUUCACACAAAACUUUAAGAUGUAUGGUUAUUGAAUAUGUUCUCUCAUUGAUGGUUUUGCCUGAAUCAUCUGUAAAUUAUUGUAACUUAAGUUCUGAACUCAGUAAGAUUUCAGCCGUACUUGGUGGCCAUUACUGAGAAUUGCAUUCUAUAUUUUGCCCAGGUACUUGCCAUUUUCAUGACACCAGCAAAUUAUUGCAUUUUCUUUAGCAGUUGAAGGCACUAUCGACUCACAUUUGCUGUGUCAAUAAUUAUGUACCAUUUCAUAUUACAUUCAAAUGCAUUUGAGGCAGACUGUCCAUACUAAAUGUGAAUUGGUAUUUUGGACAUUCUUCAAGUUGUUCUUAUACCAAAUCAUCUUGGUCUGUGUUAUCAUACAAUGCUUUUGUUCUUUCCAUCACUUUAUGCUGCCGAGUUUAAAUUGUUGGCACUUGCGCAAUAAUCUCGGUUUUGUAAAAAUACUGUGUAAAUGUUUCUAAUGUUCAUGCUUCUUGUCUUGGCUGCACCUUUUAAUGUCUGAAACCUGAUGCUGUAAAUCAGGAUAUUCUCUCAAAAAUCUAAUUUUGAUAUCUCAUGAGUAUUGUUCAUGGCUGAAAUGUUUAAGCUUGCAGUAAAUGCUUUUUUAAUUUUUACGUCAUUUCCAGCUUUGAGGAGGAAUAGACAAGAAGUAGACAAUAGUUCAGCACUUGAGCAACAGUUUUCAUACAUUCUCUUUCCUCCCAUCCAUUUUUAUUUUUGGAGGAUGUGCCUGGCAUUUACUGAGGACCUUGUUUAGGAACAGUUAAUAGUGGCUAUGCUGUUAUAUAGGUUGGAACAUCCAAAGUACUCCACCUCACAAGUUUACAAAAGACCAGGGAAUGCCACUGUAGAAUCUGCUGCUGUUUGUGGGAGAGUAGUAGCAAACAGCCAACUACCUUUGCUAUUGUCUUGGAUUGUAGGAUAUACUGAAUAAACAUCUGUUUUGCAAUGAAAUCUUAAUUACAGCCAAAUUUAAUAAGCCAAACAUAUUUUAUGUCCAGAUCUUUUGACUCAUUGAAUAUUGUGUAUGGGUAAAAUUUUAAUCACAGUCAUAGAGUCAUAGAGCAUGGAAACAGAUCCUUUGGUCCAACUAGUCCAUGCCAACUAUGUUCCCAAACUAAACUCAUCCUACUUGUCUGUGUUUGGCCCAUAACCUUCCAAACCUUUCCUAUUCAUGUACUUAUCCAAACAUCUUAGUAAAUGUUGUAACUGUACCCGCACCCACCACUUCCUUUGGUAGUUCAUUUCAUACAUGCUGCACUGCCUGUGUUUUUUAAAAAAACAUUGUCACUUGUGUCCUUUUUAAAACUUUCUUCUCUCACCUUAAAGAUAUGCUCCCUAGUUUUCAACUUCUCCAUCUUCGGGAAAAGAUCCUUGCCAUUCACCUUAUCUAUGCCCCUCAUGAUUUUAUAAGCCUGUAUGUGAUGUGGGACAAAGAUUGACAAAUACUCUUCCCUUCCUCCUCUGCCAGUAUCACAGGCAAGGCAGGAGUUAGAAAGCAGAGCCCCAACAAUGCAGUCCUGAAGUCUCUGCCUAUACACUGUUCUCAGCUCCCCGGAGUGAAGUUCAAACUGCUAACCCCUUGUAGUUCAGAGACGAGUGCUGUCUCAUGGACUGUGGUAACAUCAAUGAAAACAAAGUCUGUGGCAAUCUUAUGGGUUAAGUCACAAAUUGUGUGCAACAGCAAUGUACAUAUUGACUGGCUUUCAUGUAAUCAGUCAUCUAAGUGCUUUCCAGAAUCAAUGGCUAUUGAAUAGGAAUUGGGUCAUGGGUUGAACCCAGCUGGUGGUAAUACUGGACAAGUCAGAUCCCAGACAUUAUGGCACUUUAGACCAUAAAUUUUAAUUUUGUAAUUUGUUUACCUUGAUGGUUAGUUGCUGAACAUAUUCACAACACACUGCCAAUAUACUUCAAAUGGAGAAUAUCCAAAAUAGUUACACACAAAAUGGAUUAAAAACACUAUUUCAAACCAUAUAAAAGCUUUUGGAUGGAGGUUUGCUCGCUGACCUGAAAGGUUCAUUUCCAGACGUUUCGUUACCUUACUAGGAAACAUCUUCAAUGGACCUCAUGCGAAACAAUGUUGAAAAUUCCUGUUUUCCAUUUAUAUGUUUGGGUUGGUGAUGUCAUUUACUGUGGUAAUGUUAUUUCCUUGUAUAUACCGUGUAUUCAAAAAGAAUGAGUACCCAAUGAACAUAGUCCACCAAUUUCUCAGCAACAAACUGAAACAAGCAGACAAAACACGUCCAGAAACCCUAGCCACUCUCCCCUACAUCAAAGGCAUCUCGGAAAUGACUGCCAGACUACUCAGACCCCUUGUCAUCAUGGUAGGCCACAAACCCACCAACACACUAAAACAGCAGCUAAUGAACUUGAAAGACCCUGUACAGACAAUAAGCAAAACUAAUGUCAUUUACAAAAUACCAUGCAAGAACUGUAACAAACACUAUAUUGGACAAGCAGGCAGAAAACGAGCCACCAGGAUACAUGAACACCAACUAGCCACAAAAAGACAUGACCCCCCUCUCAUUAGUAUUCUUACAUACGGAUGAGGAAGGACACCACUUCGACUGGGACAACACAUCCAUACUAGGACAAGCCAAACAAAGACACACACGAGAAUUCCUAGAAGCAUGGUAUUCCAUGAAAUGAACCUUUCAGUUCAGCGAGCAAACCUAUAUCGAAAACCUCAACCUGAGCUACAAAUCUUCUCAAAAUUCUCUAUAUAAAAGCUUUUUAAAACUGUCAUUACAAUUAUCAAAGAUAACGUUCCAACUCUUUUACCCUGAACAAUAACUUCACAGAUCCUUAAACCUCAGUGCAGGAUCACCCUGUUUCAAUUCUAAACUUCCUUCUUCAAUUGGCAAUUAGUUUCUUUCUGGCUAUUGCCUGCCUUCACUCGAUGCUAGUUGCUAUAGGUAAUAUCUCUUCAUGUGACCCUUAAACUGCUAACACUGCUUUUAAACAUGAAUUUCUGAAACACCUUUUCCAUAGCCUUCCAUUUCUAGAACUUCCUCUUGCUGACUUUAAAUCACUGAGGAUCUCUCUUUCUCCUGAAAACACCAAAUGCUGGAGAUCACAGCGGGUCAGGCAGGCUCCAUGGAGAGACAGCAAGCUAACGUUUAGGGUCAAGAUAACUCUUCAUCAGAGCUGAUGUACAGGGUGGAGGGGACAGCAUUUAUGCUAUAUUUGGGGGGUGGAGUGUAGAGUGGUGGGGGAGAAAGGAUGUUAAUAAUUCAAAUUAAGUGAUGGAAGUGUAAGAAUGGCAGAACAAUGGUGUGUCUAACUGCCAGACUGGAAAUAACAGACAGUCCCCUUGGGGUGGGGGGAGGGGAGAGAGGACAUGGUGACAGAAUGUAACAAAUAAAGAAAGGGAAGGACUGGGAUUUGGUUCACAAUUUGAAGGUGUUGAACUCAAUAUUAAGUCCAGAAGGCUGUAAAGAGCCUAGUCUAAAGAUGCAAUGUUGUUCCUCCAGUUUGCAAUGUGAUUCACUGGAUCACUGGAACACUGCAGCACGCUGAGCACAGGCAUGUGAUCAGGACGCUGUGUUAAAAUGGCUGACUACAGAAUGGUCAGGGUCAUGCUUGCACACAGACUGGAGAUGUUCCACAAAGUGAUUACUCAAUCUACAUUUCGUUUCUUCAAUGUAGAGUAGGCUGCUUUGGUUGUAGUGAAUACACAAGAUUGGAGGAAGUACAGGUGAAAUGCUGCUUCGCCUAGAAAGACUGUUUAAGCCCUUGGAUGGUGAGCUGGGAGGAGGUGAAAGGGCUGGUGUUGCACCUUCUGUGGUUACAUGGGGAGGUGUUUGGGCUGGCGGUUUGGAUGGGGAUGUUGUUAGUGGUUAACAAAUGGGCUAAGGAGAUCCGUAGUGAACUAAUCCUGCAACAUGCAGACGGGGAAGUGAGGGGAAGAUGUUUUUGAUGGUGGCGUUUUGCUGGAGCUGUCUAAAAUGGCAGAGAAUGAUUCUUUGAAUGCAGAGGCUGGUGGGAUGAGAAGUGAGGACAAGGGGAACCCAAUCAUGCUGUUAUGAGUGGUGGGAAGGGACAAAGGCAGAGCCACAGGUGAUAGGUCAUCAAAUGCUGGAGAUCACAGCAGGUCAGGUACCAUCCUCUUUUCGUUCUCCUGUCCUGAGUGCAUUGCUGCUCUUGCAGCCUUUCUACCUGAAUGACUCCCUUCUGUUUGAAAGAAACCUGCAUGCUCUCGACCUUCUGGAUGGUUCUCCUUUUCUGGAGAGAAAUAAUUUCUGUUUUUGUCUCCUUGAUCUUAUGACCUUUUAUUGCUAAGCAACAGCACUUUUACUUCCUCUGCUACACUUGUUUUAAACAGGUCAGGACUAUCCACCUUGAGAUUUUUUUAAGGCAUACUUUAAAUGCACAUAAACAUAUUACCAGGCAUUCUAGCACCACACUCAGAACUCAAACAAAAGCAAGCCCUUUCUAACCCAUACAAUACAGAGUUGCUUAUCAAACUUAAAGCUAAAUCUGGUCUUUCCAUAUUAAGACCCAAGUUUCCAAAUAGAACUAAUGCAUCAUGAACCUUCUCAUAAGGCAGGAAAAAUUAUUGAUUGAAGUUUUGAUUAAACAUUAAGGAAGGGCACUGAUAUGAGAGGUGGUAGAAACUGAUACAAUAGCAAUUUAGAUAGACACAAACAGGCAGAGAAAAUAGGGAUGUGGGCCAUGCGCAGGCAAGAAUGGCAUCAUGGUCAGUGCAGACAUGAUGGGCCGAAGGGCCUGCUCCUGUGUUGUACUUUUGUGUUAUGAGAGACAGAUGGCAAGGAAAUUAGGUUGGCCAACAUUUCAGGCUGAAUGUUAGGAAGCCCAUUCUGGUUGUCUGAUCCACCUGAAUGUAUCUAUUAGUUUCCCUUUUGAUGGAACAUUUUGAUUUGAAAAUAAAUUUAGAAUAUUUUAAA
Messenger RNA from Hemiscyllium ocellatum (epaulette shark), 6285 nucleotides. It is a transcript of the gene prpf18, whose product is annotated as PRP18 pre-mRNA processing factor 18 homolog (yeast). Bases 11 to 1036 code for a protein of 341 amino acids. The transcript is spliced from 10 exons. NCBI's taxonomy places the organism in Eukaryota, Metazoa, Chordata, Chondrichthyes, Orectolobiformes, Hemiscylliidae. The record is from RefSeq and is a predicted model, not a curated record. Gene Ontology annotation, biological process: RNA splicing; generation of catalytic spliceosome for second transesterification step. Gene Ontology annotation, cellular component: U4/U6 x U5 tri-snRNP complex; U2-type post-spliceosomal complex; U5 snRNP.